GCCUUAGUGCUGGGGGGGCGGGAAGAGGAGGAAAAUACUGGUGCCCCUUCUCUCCUCCACUGCCUUGAAGUAGAUUUGAAGAGCUGCCCUUCCUCCCCCCUUCCCUUUCCCCCUUCCUGCUGGUCCUUUGGCAUCUUCCAGACCAUGUCCACUGGGUCCCUCAGUGAUGUGGAAGAUCUGCAGGAGGUGGAGAUGCUGGAGUGCGAUGGCUUGAAAAUGGAUACUAACAAAGAGUUUGGGGCAUCCACCGAGAGCAACGAGGAGGGAUCCAAUGGCGAGAAUGGCUCCCCUCAGAAAGGGAGAGGGGCUCCGGGCAAGAGGAAGAAAGCUCCCCCCAAGAAGAGCCCCUUAAAUGGAGUGAGCCAGGAGGGAAAGCAGGUCCAGAGAAACGCUGCCAACGCCAGGGAGAGGGCAAGGAUGAGGGUCCUUAGCAAAGCCUUCUCCAGGCUUAAGACCACCCUCCCCUGGGUGCCCCCAGACACCAAGCUUUCCAAACUGGACACCUUGAGGUUGGCCUCCAGCUACAUCGCUCACUUGAGGCAGAUCCUGGCCAAUGACAAAUACGAAAACGGCUACAUCCACCCCGUCAACCUGGUAAGUCACAGCCCUCUGGGGCCAGGCACUUUGUAUGCAUGCAUGUGCAUGGGGAGAGGGAUGGGGCAUGUGUGGGGAGAAACCUUCCCUGGCCUUCUCACAGAGAGUCUGGUGCGAGUGGGAUGGCAAGGGGUACUGUGCAAGGGGACAGGCUUCCAGCUGCCCUCACACCCUGAGGUGCCCUGA
Messenger RNA from Nestor notabilis (Kea), 780 nucleotides. RefSeq names its product transcription factor 21 (gene TCF21). The record is from RefSeq and is a predicted model, not a curated record. NCBI's taxonomy places the organism in Eukaryota, Metazoa, Chordata, Aves, Psittaciformes, Psittacidae. The transcript has a single exon. Gene Ontology annotation, biological process: developmental process; regulation of transcription by RNA polymerase II. Gene Ontology annotation, molecular function: RNA polymerase II transcription regulatory region sequence-specific DNA binding; DNA-binding transcription factor activity, RNA polymerase II-specific; protein dimerization activity. Bases 145 to 780 code for a protein of 211 amino acids.